AUGUCCUCUACAUACUUUGAGCAACAAAGGGAUUUGCUUUUCAAACAGAUCACUAAGUCAUUGGAUGAGUCCUUGUACCACUUGGAAUGCGUGAAUCGUGUGCUUUCUGCGUGCACCGUCAUUGGUAAAGGGUCUUUAGUACCUCCAGGAGACUUGUGGAGACUGUUUUAUGAUGGGCUAGCUCAAAUGGAGAAACGUAAACAGCAAGCGGAACUGAAGGCAGCAGAAGAUGGCAUCAUUGGAGAUAACGAUGAAAAUCAAGUUGAUGAUGAAGAACUAUCUUGA
Molecule: messenger RNA, 285 nt
Organism: Lizanozyma spartinae
Lineage: Eukaryota; Fungi; Ascomycota; Pichiomycetes; Serinales; Debaryomycetaceae
Product: Dolichyl-diphosphooligosaccharide-protein glycosyltransferase subunit dad1
Exons: 1
Coding region: 1-285 (94 amino acids)
Cellular component (GO): mitotic spindle; DASH complex
Source: RefSeq, a predicted model, not a curated record